Molecule: messenger RNA, 981 nt
Organism: Batrachochytrium dendrobatidis JAM81
Lineage: Eukaryota; Fungi; Chytridiomycota; Chytridiomycetes; Rhizophydiales
Exons: 6
Coding region: 68-922 (284 amino acids)
Biological process (GO): cytoplasmic translational initiation
Cellular component (GO): eukaryotic translation initiation factor 3 complex
Source: RefSeq, a predicted model, not a curated record
UGUUCUUAAAGGAUUUUCAAAAGUAGAUCCCAAGCAAGCAUCAACCCAUCUAGCCAUCCUUUCGACCAUGUACAAUUCCCUUGAAUCCACCUCAUACGGCAGAUUCAAGACAUACAAGACGAUUGUCCAGGUUGCAUCAGCAGGCGAUGAAUUGGAUGCAGUGGUUGACACACUUACCUAUCUUGAAGAUUGGAUUUCUGAAUGGCAACUAACUCUUGUUGAUCGUCGUGCCCUCUAUCUUUUGCUGAGUGUUGAGCUUGGUAAAUCAGAAUCAUGCUUGAUUCAGGCACAGAGCUGUCUCUUGCGCUACCUUAACACAUACCAAGGCUUAACCAAAGAAGUCAAUACAGAAUCAAUCAACACUUUGGCUGUCAAGGCUCUUGUUCAAGCCAUAUCUAUCCCCGAAGUGCUCAACUUUGAGGAUGUGUUGAGUUUGACUGCUGUCCAGGCACUCGGGUCUACCAAGAUCUUUGAGCUUGCCAAGAUCUUUCUUGAUCAGUCGCUUACUAAAUACAAAGCAUUUGUUACCAAAAACCCCAAAUUUGUGCGAGAACAAGGUCUUUCACAAGAUGCCAAUAUUCGAAAAAUGCGUAUUCUGUCACUUGCUACACUUGCGACUGAACACUUGCAGGGAGAAGUGUCUUAUUCUACUAUUUCAAAAGCACUUGAUGUGUCAGAGGAUGAUGUCGAAUUUUGGGUUAUUGAUGCAAUUCGUGCAGGUCUUGUAGAUGCCAAGAUCAAUCAGCUAAAACAAACCAUUUUGGUCAGUCGUGCAACCCAACGUGUAUUUGGAGUCCCACAAUGGAAGCUGCUUCAGUCUCGCAUGUUGCUAUGGAAAAACAAUCUUGGAGAGUGUUUGCAGGUUAUUGAAAAGUCCAAGCCGCAAUUGACUGAAGCUGCAGCACACAUCACAUCUGCCUGAUUUUAGAUUGGGGACCAGCUUGAGGUUUUUGAAUGAAGGUUGUGGUAAUCUUAACAGUC